AUGCAACGCCUCUUCCAGAUGCAAGAUCGACGGCAGGGUCAGUCACCGUACCCCAUGGUAUCGAUGGAGGAGGCCUGGAGAACUGUCCAAGAAGUGGCACUUGCCUUGGCGGAACGACUGCAGCAAGCUGGACCCGUUCUCGCAAACUGGGAUGAUGCCGCACUGCAGUCGGGAACGGCAGUUUUGGCGGACGCUAUCACCGCUCCCUGGCCGGUACCACGCUUUGAUAUGGCACUAAAGGACGGAUACGCUGUCCGUAGUCAAGACUUGCUUUCGAGCCGAACACUGCGCUGUAUAGGUUGUCAGGUGGCUGGGCAGGUAACACCAAAGGUCGACGGCCUCGCUGCGGGCACCUGCAGGUACAUCACCACGGGAGCUCCGCUACCACCAGGGGCAGACGCUGUCGUUCCUGUCGAGCAGGUGCAGGUGCUUGAGAACGAGACAUCAGGAAGCGCCCCGAAAAGCUCAGACGAACCGUUUGAGUCUUUCCAUAUUCUGGUUGCAUCCGGUUACAGCGUUCCAGCCGGCUCCGAGGUGCGCCACCAAGGCGACGACGUCGCUUUCGGUCAAGUCGUGCUAGAACGAGGUCAACAACUGGGUGCUGUUGAACGCAGUGUUCUCUGUAGCUUUGGCGUUCAACGAUCGAUACCGCUGCAACGAGUUCCGCGAGUUGCCGUGCUCUCUACUGGCAGCGAACUUUGCGACCCGUCGGCGUCACCAUCCUCGCUCACCGCUGGAAGCGUCUACGACUCGAAUCGUCCGUUGCUACUGGGUCUAUUACGGCGCUACUUACCACCAUCGCAUAUCAUUGAUGCCGGUAUCGCUUCUGACGAAGAAGUCGCUGACAAUCUCGCGGCACUUUUGACGAAUGCACAGCAGGAUGUACUCAUUAUCAGCGGCGGUGUGAGCAUGGGCCUCAGUGAUGUCGUGAAACCGCUCCUGGCUCAGCAUGGACGCAUUCAUUUUGGUCGAUUGCGGAUGAAACCGGGCAAACCGAUGACCUUUGCAAGUAAUCUUUGUUCAACGAAGCGGCCCUGGCUCGCGUUCGCGCUCCCCGGUAACCCAGUGAGUAGCAGCGUCUGUUUCGCACUUCUUGUCGUCCCAGCAAUUCAACUGCUGAAAGGUGUCUCCAUAGAACGAGCCUAUCCGCGCUGCAUCAUCGGUCGUCUAGCGCAUGUCGUGGUACCUGAUGCGGAGCGCCCCGAGUUUCAACGAGCGCACCUGCUUGCACCGACGUGUCUGGGGAGCUUUUGUCGGAGCAGCGCAACAAGCGAAUCCUUCAGCUGCUUUGCACGAAUGACGGAGGUAUCUCUGACGUCCGCCUUGGAUUCGAAACAGGCCGAGUCCUAUCUGCCACUGUUCUCCAUAACCGGAAAUCAAUCAAGUACUCGACUACAGAGCGUUGUUCACGCCGAUGUGUUGGUGUAUGUGCCACCGGGAACUGAGCCGCUACCCGCAGGCACACUCGUGCAUGCUGUUCUGCUGGAUGCGAACUGA
This is a messenger RNA of Cyanidioschyzon merolae strain 10D, 1497 nucleotides long. Its product is annotated as probable molybdenum cofactor biosynthesis protein Cnx1. The transcript has a single exon. Lineage: Eukaryota; Rhodophyta; Bangiophyceae; Cyanidiales; Cyanidiaceae. Gene Ontology annotation, cellular component: cytoplasm; cytosol. The coding region runs from base 1 to 1497 and encodes 498 amino acids. The record is from RefSeq and is a predicted model, not a curated record. Gene Ontology annotation, biological process: Mo-molybdopterin cofactor biosynthetic process; molybdenum incorporation into molybdenum-molybdopterin complex. Gene Ontology annotation, molecular function: molybdopterin molybdotransferase activity.